Messenger RNA from Acaulospora colombiana, 1133 nucleotides. The record is from the annotation of a GenBank genome assembly. Lineage: Eukaryota; Fungi; Glomeromycota; Glomeromycetes; Diversisporales; Acaulosporaceae.
CAAGCUCUCACACUACCACGUUUUCGCACAAUAGCACCAUCCCUCAAACUGCGGUUAGCAGUGCCCCGGCUGCUGGCGAAGGUCGCUCGGGUCGAGGAGAAAAUAGACAGGGAGAGCCAUUACCACGCGACUCUGAUAGGCGAAUGGACCUUAUCUGGUCGGACUUUGAAAGGGUCGUGCCCCAUCUCAACCAAGAGCUCCAAGAGGAUAAACGAGAGGUUAUAAGUGAUACAUGGGCUGGAAUCUCUGCAAAACUUGGAGAAGAUAUUCUUCCUGUUGAAAUAGAUAUUCCAAACUUGUCUUCAACAUUGCCCGGAGUUACGAACAAAAGUCUUCGAGCUGCUUCCCAAGCACUUGACCUUUUGCUCUUCUUGAGUUGCUACCUUACCGACGAAGCUAAAUUAGAUCGUCUAAUUCCAUAUACCGUUGAUCUUCUUCACGAUGAUUCAGCUUUGAUAAGAGCUGCAGCUGUACGGACUAUCUUACAAGUGGCAAUGUCGGCCAUCACCCCUUCCAACGCGUCCAUUAUCCCGGAAUACAUUCUUCAACACACAAGACAUCUUGCUAGUGAUCCAGAUGUCAUGGUUCGAUGCAUGUAUGCACAGUGUCUUGUUCCUUUGACAGAGAUUGGUGCCCUCUUUCUGGAAAUGUCGCAUGCCCUUAAAGCCCAUGGUACUAGAAGAACAGGCACAGAUUGGGAAGCCCAAGAGGAGCUCCAAUCACUCAUUCAAGAACAACUCGUCACUCUCCUGGUGGACAAAUCAUCUGUUGUCAAGCGAACAAUUUUGAACAACACAUCCACUGUUUGCGUUGGAGGCAGGAGUUUGGACGAAUACAUUUUACCAUUGAUGAUCCAAGCCCUUUCAGAUACCGAGGAAACAGUGGUGGCAAAGGUCCUACAGGCUCUUACUGAGCUUUCUGGCUUUGGAUUGUUCCAAAAGAUGAGAAUAUGGGAACUAAUGAGUGCGGUCUUUGGAUUCCUGUACCAUCCAAAUGUUUGGAUACGACAAGCUGCUCGCCAAUUGCCAAAAACGGACGUUUGGUGUAUCCUAUAUCCAUCAUUGAAAUAUUUCCUCAAAUCAGAGGUGAAGGACCUUGAUGAAGAGACGCUCCUAACAUGCGUCAAACCUCCG